This is a messenger RNA of Trametes versicolor FP-101664 SS1, 951 nucleotides long. RefSeq lists its product as uncharacterized. The record is from RefSeq and is a predicted model, not a curated record. Lineage: Eukaryota; Fungi; Basidiomycota; Agaricomycetes; Polyporales; Polyporaceae. The transcript has 3 exons. The coding region runs from base 35 to 448 and encodes 137 amino acids.
CCCGGAUGAUGAAAACAUCGAGCGCGUUCUGGCGAUGUCCAACGCCAUCUUUGCCGUCACCGACAGCAAUGACAAACAUGGCUCGCUGCCGUACUGGCGCAACCACCUCCGCCAUCCAUCUUCUUUCAUCAUCUCCCUCGCUUCCAGCAUACAACCUGAUAUUCCUAUCGCGUUUAUUUUUGUCAUUCAUCGCCAAUACGACCCACCUCUCACGAACGGCGCUGUUGACGGUCUCCACAUCUGGCUCGCGGGAGUGUCUUCUGAAUGGAGAGCGGCGGGCUGUCUGACUACGAUGAUUCGCGAGCUCGACGACAUAGCCACGCUCACUAUAUGCACCUUCCAGUCGCGGUUCCCGUUGAUGUUCAGCUGGUUGAAUCGUCGAGGAUGGCUACAAGAGCAGAAGUUUCCGGAUGGGAAGGUCAUGUUUAGCAGGCCGAAGAAUACAUGACUUCGUCUUUCAUCGGGGUAUGACUGUGUUCUCUCUGAUACCCGGAGACGGUGCGGCUCCGGCCGGCAGCGUAAUACACGUUUCGACCACCAUUGGCUGGUAGCUCGUCGAACAGGACCCUUACACGGCGCUGAAGGAAACGCUGCCGCAUUUCCUCCCGGCCGCAGCGACUCUUUGACACUUGCUAUUCCGUUCAAAGGGCGAUGUGGCACAGGAACACCUCCACGUGCCCGCUGUUCAUUCUAUCCUCCCGGCCGCAGCUGCCAGCACCUGUCGUCCGCCGGUCAUACACGGACAUGUAGGCGGGACCUGGCGAUCGUGGAUCGAACGCUCGUCCACGACGUACAUGUCUUGAACGCUAUGCGGCACGUUUCGUCCCACCCGCUCUCACGCAGAGAGCGUGCCUUGCGAGCUAUUCAAUCAUUGUUCAAGUGGCUGUAUGCGCGACAACAAUAUCUAGACCUACGACAUAUGCUGCCUAGGCGAUUUAACGGUGUCAAUCC